CGGCCUGGCCCGCGCCUGCGCACGUGCGGCGCGAGCGUCGCGGCCGGAAGCGGCGGGGUCGUGCGCGGGCGGCGUCCCCGGCCCGCGGGCUCCCGUCUGCCCGUGCCCGGCGGCGGCCAGGGCUCGCGCUUCGCCGGUGCGGAGCUGUGCCGCCGAGCAUGGGGCCGCCGCGGAGGUGAGCAGCGCCUGCUGCUCGGCUCGGCUCGGCGCCCGCCAUGACCUGCACCAUCGAGAAGAUCCUGACGGACGCGAAGACGCUGCUGGAGCGGCUGAAGGAGCACGACACCGCAGCCGAGUCGCUCAUCGACCAGUCCGCCGUUCUGCACCAGCGUGUGGCCGCCAUGAGAGAGGCGGGCGCGGCGUGGGCCGAGAAGGUGAGAGCGGGCGGCGGGCGAGCGAGCGAGCGGCGGUGGGGCGGUGGGGCGGCCGGACCGACAGCCGUGUCUCAGCAGGGCCCGGGCCCCGCGGCGGAGCGGCCCGACCCGUCCCGGCUGCGGCCACACGUGCUGCUGUCUCAGGAGAACACGCAGAUCCGCGACCUGCAGCAGGAGAACAGAGAGCUAUGGAUCUCGCUGGAGGAGCACCAAGAUGCGUUAGAGCUUAUCAUGAGCAAGUACAGAAAGCAGAUGUUACAGCUUUUGCAGGGGAGAAAAGGUGAAGAUGCAGAACCACUCUUGAAAGUUCAUCAGGCUAAUUCUUUGGAAAUUGAAAGUCAAAUAGACAGAAUAUGUGAGAUGGGAGAGGUGAUGAGAAAAGCUAUUCAAGUCGAUGAUGAUCAGUUCUUUAAAGUUCAGGAGAAACUAGCUCAGUUGGAGCUUGAAAACAAAGAGCUGCGUGAACUAUUGUCAAUCAGCAAAGAAUCUUUUGAGGUGGGGAAAGAAGAUCUGCCUGACUGUGAAGCUUAGGUCACAGAAUAACCUUAUCUCCAAAUCUUGACUUCAGAGACUUACUAUGAAACUACCCUACAAGGAUGGGUUUUCAUUUGUUCUUUCAGGUGUUUCCUGGUAUGUUUGUUUUAUCUUUCAAAAUGUGUGGGCUGUUUUCUCUGCAUUUUUCUGAAAUUACAUACUGUCGAUGGCAAAGGCUUGUGUUGCUGCUCCGUCUUAGUAAUUGCAGCAUACAGAUGCUUAACAAUGAAGUAUUUGAUGUGUACUCCCUUGUGCUAUUUUAUUUCCUCUCCCUUUUGUUAUUUUUUAUGAGCUUUAGUUAAUAAUUCCAACUGUGCAGAUGGCACUUAAAUCCACCUCGUCAGUAGCUAGAGAACAUAAUACAGGUUGUGAUUAUUUUAUUUGAUAGAAGGAACAAGAGAUUGUUCAAAAACUGCAUUGCAAAUGGUAGGUACACGUUUUGCUCUGCCCGCACAAAGCGGGCACGCAGAGCUGUUGUUUUGCUUUGAGGAGCUAACACUCGGUCUUUGGCUGGGUUAACACUGCUACUCGGACAACUGCUUACAAGCAGAUCGUGAGAACAGCAGAUAGCCAAUAGAGCACUUUAAGUAGUAACUCUCAUAAGGAACAUACUUCACCUUGAUUUAGCGGUGAAAAUCGGAGUGGAUGACUGCUGUGCGUUUCUGAAGGACGUCGUGUAUCUGACUAAUUAUUUUUUUUUAUGGGUAGACGUCUUCCGGCUUUACCAGUGCUCCAAGGUGUGUGGAUAUGGGCUAGCUCUGAUCUGAAGGCGGUGCGCUCAAACCCUGUGCAGCGCACAGCACUUUCAGAUCAAAGCUCUUUGGCCUCCCACCACUUUGGACUUCAGGAAGAGUGAGCUGAGGUCUGCCUCAAAACUAAAGCAAAACCAACCAUGUAGACAGGUUUUUAAUGUUACAUCGCAGGUAAGUCUAGUUACAGAUGUGACGUAGUUAUUGCGACAUUGCAGAAUCCUAUAUUGAGUGAAAUUAAAAUUGCAGUGUUGUAGGAAUUUACCGUAGAAUCACAGAAUGGGUUGGAAGGGACUGUAAAGAUCAUCCAGUUCCAAGCCCCUGCCACGGGCAGGGACACCCUCCACUAGACCAAUAUUGUGGUAUUUUUAAUGACAUUUUUAUAUAAGGAUUUGUCUUUCUUACCUGUGAUCAAAGAAUAAUAUUCCAAGAACAGUAAACAUUUCAUUUCCAGUAUUAGUUUAAAUUUUUAUGCUACUUUUUCCCAAGUGACAAUUUUGAUAGGUGCAGAAGGUGAUUGACAUUCCUGUGCUUAUUAAAAUACAUUUUCUUGCAACCAUUUGGAAUAUCCAGCAAGAUUGUUUGGUAGAUAUAAGGGAUUUCUGUACAGGAGUAUUCUUGUAUACAAUCCUUUUCUAUUAGAAAAUGUUUAAGAGGGAAUAAAAACCCCAAACAAACCCACAAUCAAA
This is a messenger RNA of Grus americana (Whooping crane), 2346 nucleotides long. It is a transcript of the gene SIKE1, whose product is annotated as suppressor of IKBKE 1. The record is from RefSeq and is a predicted model, not a curated record. Lineage: Eukaryota; Metazoa; Chordata; Aves; Gruiformes; Gruidae.